CUGGCAGGGGCGCUGCUGCCACAUCCAGGUGAGUGCCACCGGCUGGUGGCAGUGUCACCGCUGCCACAUCCAGGUGAGUGCCACCGGCUGGUGGCAGUGUCACCGCUGCCACAUCCAGGUGAGCGCCACCGGCUCCCAGGGACACAGGGCUGGGUCUGGCCCCAGCUAAACUCGAGUCAAAGCCGGGCUGGUUUAACCCGGUUUAACGCCCCGGGCGGGCGGAGGGAGGGAGGUGCGGGAUGCCCGACAGCAGCCCGGGAGUGGCCGCGGGAGCUCCCGGGGCUGCUGCCGGCGGAGCUAACGCGGUGCCCCGUCCCCAGCUGCGCCCGCUGUUCCUGCUGGCCCUGGCGGAUUUACUGGGGGCCGCCGCGCUGCUGGGCACGGGAACGAUCCCGCUGCUGCCGGCGCCGCUCUCCGUGCCCGCCUACGCCGCCUGUCCCUACGGGCGGAUGCUGACCGCGACCGCCUACGCCGUCUCGUUGCUCAUGGUCGUUGUUUACGCGUACGAGUCGCACCGCACCGUCCUCGGGGGGCGAGCGCGGCCCCCGGCAGCGCUGCAGGAGCGGAGCCGCUGCCUGGAGAGCGCCUGGCGGGGAAUUCCCUACGCCCUGGCCUGGCUGCUGCCGGCGCUGACGCUCCUGGCGCGGCUGCUCGUCCGCGGCGCCCCCGCCACCGACAUCGCGCCCGUGGGGCCCUGGGACGGCCGCGGCUCCAACGCCACCUUCGGCCUUUACUGCUCCAGGUGGGCGCUGCCCUUGCCUGGGGCCGGGGGCUCCGGGGCCGCGGGGGUCUCUGGCCCAGCCCCGCUCAUUCCCCGUUGCCCCCAGUCCGGCGGGGGUAAGAACGCGGCGCUGGAGGAGAAAAUCACCUUCCUGCUGUGCCUGCUGCUGGUGCUCGGCUGCUGCUCGCUCCUGUACCGGCGGGUGCGGCUCCGCUGCCGGGGAAGCGCGGCGCUGCCGCUGCUGGGCCUGGACGGGGACGGCGGCUUCGGGGCCGGGAGCGGCCGCAGCGUCAGCAGAGCCUCGCUGCACUUCCAGCUCGUCUUCCUGCUCUGCUGGACGCCAGCCUUCCUCCUCACCAUCCUCUCCUUCACCAGCAUCAGCCCUGCCUCACUCUUUGUCCUCUACGUGUCCACAGCCCUGAGCGUGUCCCUGCAGGGCUUCCUGCACAGUCUGGUCUACGGCUGGAGGAGGGAGAACUUUCGCCGGGACGUGCUGGCCCCGAGCCGCUCCCUGCACAGCCCCGGGGCGCUCAAGGCUUUCUACGAUGACUCCCUGGGGGCUGCUCCCUGAGCUCCCACCUCAUCCCACCCCCGGGGCUGCUCCCUGAGC
Molecule: messenger RNA, 1331 nt
Organism: Prinia subflava (tawny-flanked prinia)
Lineage: Eukaryota; Metazoa; Chordata; Aves; Passeriformes; Cisticolidae
Exons: 10
Coding region: 240-1292 (350 amino acids)
Biological process (GO): adenylate cyclase-activating G protein-coupled receptor signaling pathway
Cellular component (GO): plasma membrane
Molecular function (GO): G protein-coupled receptor activity
Source: RefSeq, a predicted model, not a curated record